GCUGAAUUCAAAUUGUGCUGGACUUGAACGGCUAGAAGAAAAGGAAACUAGGGGAACAUCUCAAGAAGGGUGGUGAAAUGUCUGGCACAGGGGACAGUGAGGUCCAGCAACUGCGGUGCAGGUUGAAGGAAGUGGAGGAGUCGCUACAGAAGGCGGCCCAGUAUGGCCUUCAGCUGCUGGAUGGCCAGCUGGACCUACAGAACCAGCUGGAGGAGCAGCGCAUUGAGAUGACAAAUGCCAUGGAGGUCCUGGAGCAGGAGAAGUACUCUCUGCAGAGGGAAGUGGAGCUGAAGGGCCGCAUGCUGGACAGCCUCCGCUCGGAGUUUGAUGCUGUCAGAGGCCAGCAGAAGCUCCUCUGGGAGCAGCAGGAGACCCAGCUGGAGAGAAAACACGCUUUGGAGCUCUCCGAGUUCAAAAACAAGGUGGAGAGGAUGAAAACAGAGCUAGAUGAAGCACAGCUUAAUGAGAAACAACUGAGACACAAGCUGGAGCUGCAGAGCGAAGCCCUCAAUGACAAGACGGAGGAGCUGCGUCUGCUAACGGAACGUGCUCACGAGACCAUGUCCUCAGAGAUGCUGGAGCUGCAGGUUGAGAAGGCAGAGCUGGAAUCCGCCAAGACAGCUUUGCAGCAGGAGCUCCAGGAGGCCCUCUACAAAGAACAGCAGCUGCAGCUGGCUAACACCAACCUCCAGCGCCAACUGGAGCACCUGAGGGAAGAGAAGGAGGAACGUGAAAAAGAGGCAGUGUCCUGCUUCAAUGCCUUAGAGAAAGCCCGGGAAGCCAACCAGCUUCUCCAAGUCCAGCUGGAUCAAAUUAUGCAGCAGGCACAGGAUCCAAACAGUAAAGGCAACUCCUUGUUCUCUGAGGUAGAGGACAGGCGAGCGGAGAUGGAGAGGCAGCUGAUCAGUAUGAAGGUGCAGCAUCAGUCUCUUCAGAAACAGCAUGCCUUCUCCAAGCAGCAGCUGCACCGCAUGAAGGUGCAGAUCGCCACUCUGAUGCAGCUGCAGGGCUCCAGGGCAGACCCACGGCAGCUGGAGCGCCUUCAGUCCAUGCUGGUACAGAAGAACAGCGAGAUCGAGGCGCUCAUGAUGAAGGUGCGACGCCUGGAGAAGGUUGAGAUGACAGUGAAAGCACAGCCAUCCUGUGCACCGUCGGGGGAAACUGAAAGCAACGAUGGGACCUACUACACUGACCUUCUUAAAAUGCAGCUUUCAAACUCUGUGAAGGAUGCAGAGCGGCUGGGGGAUGAGCUGUCCCUUCAGAGGAUAAAGGCCCUGUCGGAGAGUCAGAGAGUGCUGGAGCUGGAGAGGAAGCUCUUCAGCGCAGAGCGAGCCCUCAAGCUGAGUCAGAGUGACAACAUCAAGCUGCAGGUCAAACUGGAUGAGCUUCGUUUGAAAUACGAGCCCAAUGAGGUAAAUAAAGGUCGCGUGCAGAAGCGCAGGCGUGAGAAGCUUCUAGUGGAUGUCCCUCCUGAAGGCCCGGAGCCAAAGGAGGAAGACACCAGAGCCGUGGAAGUGGACCCUGCCGUAAGUGUCAAAGAGGAGCCUGAAGAGGACCCCCGCCUCUGCACGGUGGCAAGGCUGCCCGUGGCGCCCUUGCAGCCCGCCCAGGUUCCAGAGCCCAACCCCCAAAUGCCCCGAGACAGCAAGUGCGUCCGCAUUUGUGAGGAGCCCCCCAUCACCAUCCCAAAUCCCCCCAGGUCUCCCCCAGUUGACUGCAAAAUCAAGACAGAGGAGGGAGAGGUGGAGAUAACUGUGGGAGACGAGAACAGGAGAGCCACGCGGAAAAAGCACCCAAUAUCCCAUGAGGUCAUCCAUGUGGCCUCUGAGCGCACCAUGGAGAACCAGUGCGCUCAGCAAUAGUGCCAUGUGUUCAACAGCUCCUCAAUGCACAUCUCUACCAGGGAACCACCAGCGUUGCACAGCCUUGGGGUCGAGCUGUUUUGUGCAGUCUGUUUUAUUGUUCUAAAUAAAAUUACUUCCCAUAUUAUUGUAUGUUUAUUGUACAUUGUCUGAAACUGAUGAAUGUGUAAUUGAUUAAAUAUAUCAACUUAUUUGU
Molecule: messenger RNA, 2058 nt
Organism: Megalops cyprinoides (Indo-Pacific tarpon)
Lineage: Eukaryota; Metazoa; Chordata; Actinopteri; Elopiformes; Megalopidae
Gene: spdl1
Product: spindle apparatus coiled-coil protein 1
Exons: 12
Coding region: 78-1862 (594 amino acids)
Biological process (GO): mitotic spindle assembly checkpoint signaling; protein localization to kinetochore; mitotic metaphase chromosome alignment
Cellular component (GO): outer kinetochore; spindle pole
Molecular function (GO): kinetochore binding
Source: RefSeq, a predicted model, not a curated record